ACAAGAUGCUGGACAUACUGAUACUGAGCCGCAUCGACUAUCAAACGUUGCUGGUGUGUCUGUUCAAUCCGUACCUGGCCGGGCGGGACGAGAUGGCGGACGAACGCAACAUGUUCUGCUAUCAUCUGCGCACGAUGGAAGAUGUGGCACAGUUCAACCAGGAGGCGCAGCGGUUCACUUACGAGCGGAUUAACAACCUGCAUCACUAUCAGCUACAGGUGGCCAUUACGGAUGUGGAGCUGAUGUCGAAAGCAGUUUACUUUCGAAAUGGGUCGAUUCAUCGCUAUCAGUACCUGGACGGAGAGAUGGUGGAAAUUUUUCGCCAAAGAAUGAACUUCACCAUCAAAUAUCUCGAACUAAACUACCAAGAGUCGGUCGGCUUCAUUUCAUCGAACGGCAGCAUCGGUGGAUCGCUGAAGAUGCUCGAGGAAAAUACGAUCGAUCUAGCGGCAAACUCGCGUUCGAUUAUGCAGCACCCCAUGCGGAACCUACAGUACGUCCAUUUCCUGUGCCCCAUCCGGCUGGUGUUUGUGGUCCCGUUCAACUAUUUCGUCAAUCGCUACAAGAUGGUCUUCUUCCAUGCCUUCUCGCUGCAAAUGUACUUCACGAACAUUGCCAUGGCCGUGCUCAUACCGUCCCUGCUGCUGAUGCUGGUGCGCCGUGACUUUUCCGUACCCGCGUACGUAAAGGAAUCGUUUCGCAUUCUGGCGAUUGUGUUUGCGUGCAGCGUCGCCUUGCCACGGAACACGCGCCAUCGCCUGGUGCUGAUGGGGUUGAUGUUUUACAGCAUCGUGGCCUACUCCGCCUGGCAGGGCAUUACGAUCGUGCAGCUAAACCAGGACGGCGAAAAGCUGCGCAACAUACAAACGCUCGAGGAGCUGGCCGAAACGGACCUGGACCUGAAGGCCAUCGUCACGUUCGGCAAUGCGAUUCGCGGCAAGGCGUGGAAUGGGAGCGAUGUGCGGGGCCGCAUAGCAGCGCGGCUCGAUGUACAGUGGACGCCGUCCAACAUCAGCAUCAUACCGGAGGUGGCGGACAAUCGUACAACCGCGGUGCCGAUCAUAGAGUAUUUUGUGGAGGUAGUGCGAUCGCGCUACUUCGACCCGGUGCGGAAGCGCAGCAAGGUGUACUUCAUCCAUGAACCGUUCAUCGAGUACCUGACCGCGAUGGCACUGCCGAAGAACUCGCCACUGUUUCCCACCAUCCGACGGCUGACGAUGAGCUGUCUCGAGAAUGGAAUCGUGAACUUUCAGCUAUCGCUCAUACGGCACAAGGGCGUGCUGCUGCAGAUCGCCCAGAAUCGCAACAGAACUUUGCGCGACGAACCGCCGGCCAGAAAGGUGAACCUGUUCAACAUGCGCUUUGUGUUUUUCGUGUAUCUGGUAAUGAAUGGAGGGGCCAUUUUGGUGUUCUUUUUUGAACUAGCUUACCAUCGCCAUCAGAAAAAGCGCACAACAUUGCGCAGCAAUCGACGGCGGGCACGUGCAAGACGUUCUUCAAUUAUUUGGCCAUACAUCGAGUAAGGGGAAAAUUCAUACUAGUGAUGGGAGCUCGAGAUUGUAUAGGUGAAUCCACUCCAACUCCGACAUACUUAAUCCGGAUCCGACUCCGAAAUAAAUAUGGCUCCGAAUCCGACUACUCAGCUCGAAUACAGAUACAAUUGGCUCCGAAUGAAACCGAAUUACUCCGCUCAAAUUCAAAUGUUUGCUAUUGAAUCCGUUUCACUACCAUUCUUGAUUCGUAGAGAAAAAUACUUACAUUACAAAAGCAAGGUAUCAAGCAAUCCUAGCUUCUAGCUACUAACAUUGCUGCCUUGAUAGCUACCGCCCAUUUUGCCCAUCACUAAUGCACACCAACACUAAUUCACCUUCGUGAUUGACACUACAUCAAAAGUAUUAAAAUAUUUUUGUUCUUAUUUACCAAAUCUUCUACGUAUUUAUCUUUGGAAAAGUAUUGGAAAAAUCAUAUUUAAAAUAAAAUAAUCCUCGAGAAGCCAUGCGUAACGCCUGCCAAUAAAAUCUCACUCAUGUGUCUUAGCUUAAUGGAGGCGCCUAGUGGCUUGAUGAAAAAUACUGUAAAAUGAAUUCUUGACAGAACAGGUAACAUAGAAAAAGUAAAAAAAACAAUUGAAAUUCAUUGAUUUCAAGUAUAAAUACAAUUGCGGUGUGAAGAAUAAUCCUGUAAUCAAAACAGGAUCUUUUUCAUCAUUUAAUAUUUGUAUGAAUGAAAAUG
Anopheles merus is the source of this 2232-nucleotide messenger RNA. RefSeq lists its product as uncharacterized. The coding region runs from base 6 to 1523 and encodes 505 amino acids. The transcript has 2 exons. The record is from RefSeq and is a predicted model, not a curated record. NCBI's taxonomy places the organism in Eukaryota, Metazoa, Arthropoda, Insecta, Diptera, Culicidae.